This is a messenger RNA of Cyprinus carpio (common carp), 1106 nucleotides long. RefSeq names its product histone H1.10-like. Gene Ontology annotation, biological process: nucleosome assembly. Gene Ontology annotation, molecular function: DNA binding; structural constituent of chromatin. Lineage: Eukaryota; Metazoa; Chordata; Actinopteri; Cypriniformes; Cyprinidae. Gene Ontology annotation, cellular component: nucleosome. The record is from RefSeq and is a predicted model, not a curated record. Bases 95 to 682 code for a protein of 195 amino acids. The transcript has a single exon.
GAUGAUUCAAAACUCUGAUAUGAUGCUCGCAUCAUCUUUGAGCUGAUAUCCUCGCGUUCUCGGAAAACACACGUGAUACGCAUCGAGUUUGAUCAUGUCUGCCGACGUCGAAGAGUCAACACCCACCCAAGCCCCUGCUCCAGCAGCAACCAAAACGAAGAAGGCUUCGGCGAAUAAGGCAAAACCUGCCGUAACUGCUUCUCCAGCGAAAAAGAAGAAAAAGAAGAGCAAGGGGCCCGGAAAGUACAGCCAGCUCGUCAUUGAUGCGAUCCGCACCCUGGGCGAGAAAAACGGCUCGUCGCUUUUCAAGAUAUACAAUGAAGCGAAGAAAGUGAGCUGGUUUGAUCAGCAGAACGGUCGCGUGUAUCUGCGCUACUCCAUCCGCGCGCUCCUGCUCAACGACACGCUCGUGCAGGUGAAGGGACUGGGAGCCAACGGCUCGUUCAAGCUCAAUAAAAAGAAAUUUGAGAAAAAGCCAAAGAAGAGUGCCACCAAGGCGACCAAGACAGAAAACAGUGGGAUUCCGGAUUACGUGACCAAGAAAGUGACCGCAAAGAAGAGCGCCAAAAAGAGCCCCGUUAAAAAGAAGACCGCGAAGACGACACCCAAACCGAAGAAAGCAGCUGCCAAAAAGCCAAAAGUCGCUGCGAAGAAGGCAACAAAGGCGAAGAAAUCAAAAUAGACUUUCUUUGAAAUUGAAGAAUUAUAUAUUUUUAUAUAGCUUGUUGGAUAGAGAAUCCAGAUCUAAGGGGAUUCGUUUUUAUUUUUGAUAUAUUUUGAUAUUUCUGUUGACUUGAGGUAUGCUGUCAUUUGGGGUUUGAUGUACUAAGAAACGGAUUCUGAAUAGAGACACACCCACUUUAGUUUCUGCACUGCAAGACUUCAUGCUUUCCUGAAGUGACAUUGUUUCUUUUGCUGGUUCUAGGUUACUAGACGAAGAUGAACGCUUUGUGAAUAUAAGCUAGAACGGUGUUUUUUUUUUUUUUUUUUUUAAAUAACAUCUCAUGAGAAAUGUUACUGAACUGCAAAAAACAUGUAUGUCGAAUAAACCUCUGAAUGAUUUUUAUUAUUAUUUUUAAAUAAAAAUGACUGCACAACCUUCUUGA